This is a messenger RNA of Porites lobata, 3113 nucleotides long. The record is from the annotation of a GenBank genome assembly. Lineage: Eukaryota; Metazoa; Cnidaria; Anthozoa; Scleractinia; Poritidae.
AUGAUCGGGCAAUAUGUCUGGAAAGAUUUUGGCAUAAACUGGAGGUAAGCGAUUGUCAAAAUUAUUGUUAAAAUAUAAGGACCGUUCAUUUAUUCGUUCAUUCAUCGUUUAUCAGGUAGGCGAAGGGGGGGGCUGGUGGCACUUGAGAGGGGGCAUGAAAAAAAUGUGACUUUAAAAGUGGGAUUUAGAAGGAAAAAAACAUUGGGUUUAAUGGGGCGUCACCCAAAAUGACUUUUGCAUAUAAUUCAAGUAGCCUACCAGAAUCCCAUUUCCGACACAAGCGGGGGCCGCACAAAAAAAGUCUUAUGAAGAGGGACGCUCAUCAUGUUCUACAGGAGCUAUCAGUCGAAUCCCACUAGCCCCCCCCCCCCUUCAUUAUUUAAGAAAUGAACGGUCCCUAAUAAAUGGUAGAGUUUUAUCCCCGUCAUUCCAUUUCAAUGGUUCAUAUCUGGUCACGCAACAUCAUCCGCCAUCUGUAAAUCCGGGAGGAGCUGCGUGGGAGAGUGGUCCACUACCCCAUACCAUUAUGUAUCACUCAAAAAGUUUUGGUGCAGUGUGAAGGUAUGAUUUAGUAUACCCAUUUUUGAUAAAUGGUACGUGGACGGGUAUAUGCAUUCCCUUUUGCCUGCUCUAAAUGUACUGUCUUUUCUUGAUCUCCAUUAAUUAAAGCUGCGAUGUUUUUUUUUCCUUUUUUCAAAGCCACACGAUAAAAAUAUCGUACUGUAAGUUCCAACAAUGAAGCGGCUCAUUUACAUUUUGAAAUUCGACAUAUAGUGUUCUUAAUCUGCGUCGCAAACCCGGUCCUACUACGCGAUGGUUUUAAUUUGUAAUUUUUAAAUUAAAGGGAAAAGACUUGAACCUUAUGGGAUGAACAGAGACGAGAUGAAAUUUUAAAAUCUAUUGCCUCUCUUUGCAAACUUAGCGUGCCCACGCUGAAAAGAAAGAUGGCUCAGUUUGGUAUCACAUACUAUCGCGAUGAGAGUCCAAUAGAUGUUCUGAAUGCAAUACAGGUUAAAUAAUAAAAAGUGCUGAAAGAAAAUGGUUUUAUAUUAAUCGUGUCGGGUUUAACGUAUUUUAUCAGUAGAGUAGACUAGUCUCCAAUCAGCCAUGGAGGAGACUAACUGAAGUUUUUUCAUUUGCAGUUUGAACUUGAUAGUGCAAGGAAAUUAGUUGGAAUUCGAACAAUGCAGUUAAGGCUGCGAAUGCAUCAUGAUCUGUUGGUCACAAGGUUAGUGUUAGUUGGACGGAGACCAAAAUGCCAAGGCUAGGAAAACAAAUAGGAUUUAUAUACCAGUUAAUAUGGAGAGCAGUUUGCUAUAUACAAGGGGUGCUUUUGUUUCAGUUUUUUUGUGUCUGUCGUUUGUUUGUGUAUUUUUAGUUUUCUGCUUCUUUUUGCACGCGCUAGAUGCACCAACCCUGUUACUUGUUUCCACAGAGACCAAGUUCAUAGCAUCAUGACUUUGACUGAUUAUGAUGGUUUGCAGAAGAGGCGGCAUCGUGUUUUACAGCGACGUAUAUUUUUCUCAAAGGUGUGUAUAUCACUAGUGAAGUCAAAUCAAGAAAAAAUUACUCUAUUGACGAGUAUUAUUAGUCAGAUUGUUAUUUGGCCUAUGGCUAUGCAUUUUGGCAGGAUAAGCUUAAAAACUGAGAAAUGGAGGCACUCCCUUUGUUACGACCUAAAUAAUGCCCUUAAUUAGCACUUUGUUGCUAGAUAUAUCGACACACAAAUAAAUGCGAUUUUUGGCCUUCAGGGAAGUAACUGGGUUUGGUCUAUCGAUGGAUAUGACAAGUUCCAGGCAUUUGGCAUUUACAUCCACGGUGCUAUGGAUACUUUCUCCCGACGCUUGCUUUGGCUAAGGGUUUACAAUAGCAACAAGGACCCGGCUUUGAUCGCUUCUUAUUUUUUUGAUUUCAUAACGGAAGAAAAAGGUACUGCGAGGAUAUUUAUUUUUUGGGUUUUAAAAUCUUCCCGCCCUGAUUUAAUGGCUUUUUUUAGUGUUUCCGGUCAGGACUAGAACGGACUAUGGUGUAGAAGCGUGCAUUCUCGCCCAAUGCCAGAUCUUUCUCAGGAGGCAACAUAGAGACGCCUUUGCAUUUGAUAAUGCUCACUACAAUGGUCGUUCAGAACUCAAUCAGGUUAGGCCAGGUACUCCUUUGAGUACUCGAAUAAGCCCUCGCUCAUUAAUUUCACUUGAUUGACACGAUGCGAUGAUCUUUUAUCUCCUCUUAGACAAUCGAGGCUUGGUGGUCUCGUCAGCGCCGUUACAACUCACAGUACUGGCUCGAUGAACUUCAAGUAAGAAAUGUUUGAAGUGACUGUGCACUGACAACUAGUAAUUGUAUUUGUGCCGCAGUAUUACUGUAUCAAAGUUAAAACUGAAUCAUAUUUUUUUUCUCAGACACUUCGAGAGAGUGGCCUUUGGGAGCGCGAUGAUAUUAUUGACCGGUAAGUUAAGGACCCACAGCAAGAAUGAGUCUAGUCAUCCUUGCUGCAGUUAAUAAUGUUGACUUGCGUUGUGUUUCUGGAAGAACGAACUAGCCAUGAUUAGUAUUACAUGCACCUUCCACAACUGUUGUUUUUUCUCAGUGCACCUCCUGUCUAUUCAUAGAUGGAUAUUGCUGUACGUAUACAUUCCACUACUGGAAACGGAAUUGGCGGAUUUAAAAAUGGCGUACAAUGCCCACAAAAUCAGAAAACAGAAGGGAAAACUCAGACCGGAUGGCGUACCAGAUGACAUGUACUACUUCCCAGAGCGAUUUGGUAAGUAAUAGGCCUUUAGAUAGAUAAGUCAUGCAUCCACGGUCAAAGUAUUCACAAAGUAUGCGAAAGGCUCUGUAAAGUACAUUGUAAUUGAUAUAUAUUAAUAUCAAUAAUAUCAAUAUCAUUUUGUUUUGAAGGUGGUCAGGAAGAAGGUUUUGUGCCAUCAGAUAAUGACCUGCAACGGAUUGCCACACAGCAUGGCCUGGGAAGGCCUCUUCCCAACUAUAUUCCAGAUGAAGUACGAACCGUGAGCAGCAAUUGGUGCAGAAGUCAUGGGGUCACUGUUACAGUUGCAAAUGCAGCUACUGUGUAUCAACAUUUAAGACAAUAUGUUAAAGAUAAGAUAAGAUAA